This is a messenger RNA of Odocoileus virginianus texanus, 6077 nucleotides long. Lineage: Eukaryota; Metazoa; Chordata; Mammalia; Artiodactyla; Cervidae. The record is from RefSeq and is a predicted model, not a curated record.
CUUGCUUCCUUUUCUCAUAUUUUUCAGAUUCAUUCAUGUUAAUAAAUGUAGCUGUAGUUCAUUCUUUGUUUUGUAGGAAACUUUUAAAGUCAGUGUAUAACAUGACAUCAGGACUCACAGAUCUGAAGUGUGGUGCUUGAUGCAAAUUCAUAAAGUGACUGCAUCCGUGUGUCCUCUUCUAGGUCAAGACAGAGACCACUGCCAGCUCCCCAGAAAGCCCUCUCUUUCCCCAGCCAUUUAUCAUCCCCCAGAAGGUGAUCACUAUUCUGCAAUAUAUGACCAUAGAUUAGUUUUCAGUUCAUGAAGUGUCUUCACUCUCUUCUAGCUGCUUUUGCUCAACAUUGUGUUGUGAGAUUGAUCCAUGUUGUUGCAUUUAGCAGUGGGUUAUUUUUACUUUAUCAUUGUGUGAAUAUGUCACACUUACAUAUCCAUUUUGCCCGUUGUUGGUUGUUUGGGAGUUUUUCCAGUUUUUGGCAAUCACAGAUAACCCUGUGAGCAUUCUUGCCCAUGUCUUCUAGUGCCCACAAGCACACUGUAUUUGCUUGGAGGUGUAAGUGCGGUAGAUACUGCCAGAGUUUUACAUGAUGUCUGUAGCAGUUUACUCUGCCACCAGGAGGGUUUAAGAGUCUGUCUCACAUCCUUAGCAGUUCUUGGUUUGUCAGCUUCUCCAGCUUUAGCCUACAUUCUAGUAUAGUGGAUGUGGGUUUUAAUUUGCAUCUUCCCUCAUUACUGAUGAUAUUGAGCUUUUCUAUGCCUGAUAUAAUAUUGAUAUUUUCUAUGCUUUAUAGCCAUUUGGGUAUCUUCUUUUGUGAAAUUCAAUUUGUCUCUGUCCACAUUGUAAUAAAAAUGGUUCGUCAGUCUUUUCUCCAUAGAUUUGUUACAACUCUUUAUAUAUUCAUAAACAAUUUCUUUGAUACAUAUAUGGCAAAUAUCUUCUCCCACUUUCACUGAUUUGUUCUGUUGAACAAUAUUCAAUUAUAAUGUAAAUUAUUUUUAGUCAGUCAUCUGGGAUAUUGUCUGUGUUUUUUUGUGUCCGAUUUAAAAUUUUUUGCCUUGCCUGUUCUAAGAUCAUGGGAAUGUUUGCCUUGUUACCUUCUAAAAUGUUCCUUAUUUAACCCUUGGGAUUGUGCUACUUAUGGAGCUGGUUUUUAUGUAUAAAGUGAGGUAGGGGUCAUUCCGCCACCCCUCCUGUGGAUAGUUGAUAGCCAUUUGAUCCAUUAACAGUUAGAAGAGCUAUUCUUUCCCCACUACUGUGGUUGACACCAUUAUUGUAAACCAGAAAACCUUGUUGGUGUGGGUUCCUGGACCCCUGUCCCCUCCUGUGAUCUCUUUGUCUGUCUGUGUACUAAUACUACACCCCCUUAGUUGCCACAGCUUUAAAAUAAGUCUUGAUUUUUCACAGAUUAGUGCAUGCAUUACAGCUUUCCUCUUUGAGACUUCCUUGGUUCUUUUUGGUCCCUUGUAUUGCCAUAUGAGUUUUAGAAUUACCUUGCCAGUUUUUAUAAUGCCCAUACAUUGAGAUUUUGCUCCUGUUGAGAUUUUGGUUGAGAAUGCAUUGAGUCUAUAGAUCAGUUUGGGAAGACUGUAUCAGUAAUUCAUUCCUUUUUAUUCUUGAAUGGUGUUUCAUUGAUGAGUAUAUCACAUUUCUUUAUCCAUUUACUAGUUAACAGAUAUUUGGAUUGUUAGUUUUUAACUAUUCUGAAAAACACUACUAUGGACUUUCAUAUACAUAUUUUUGCUUGGUCAUUUGUUUUUCAUUUCUUUUGUGUAGAUAUCUAGCAGUGAGUUGUGUGGUAAGUUUAUUUUUAACCUUUUUUAGGGAAUCAAACCCUUUUCUAAAAUGGCAGUGCCAUUUUACAUCCCCAUGAGUGUUCCAGUUUCUUCACAUCCUAAACUGUUGAUAUUGUCAGUGUUUUAGGUUUUGGUCAUUUUAAUAAGCAUAUAGUGGUGUCUAUCUCAUUAUGGUUUUGAUUAACAUUUCUCUAAUGACUAAUGAUGCUGAGCAUUUUUUCAUGUACUCACUGCCCAUUUGUAUAUCUUCUUUGGAGAAAUGUCUAUUCCAAUAGUUACCUGCUUCCCACACACCCAACAUACAAUAAUCACUAUAGACAUUUCUAAAAAGGAGAAUGAUAGGACGUACAAAGGAGUCAAUAGCAAUUCUGAAGCCCAGUUGGGCAAAUGUUGAAAGUUCCUUAAUUAGAGUUCAAGACCUGGAUAUAAUAUUCUGUGUCUCUUGGCUCCUCCAAGUAGGAGGAGGCUUUUGAUUCUACCUUCUGAGUUAUCCUUUGUUUUUCAUGAAAAAUAGUAUGUGUUUGCAGUUGGGUAGUUCUCUUAGUAUGCUUCCUUCCAGAAGAAUUUUGGGAGUCCAGUGGCCCCUUUUCAUUUUUACCCUGUCCUUUUUGGUCCAAGAGCAGUGAUUUUGCUAGUAUAAUUUUGUCAGAACCUUUGUAGGCCUCCCGUGAAUCCUGUGUGUAGGGAAACUAGAAAUCACUAUCUGUAGUAAAACUGGAAAAUUCAUGAAUAUGUGGGAAUUAAAUAACAAACUCUUGAUCAAGCAAAGAAGAUAUCAAAUGGGAAAUUAGAAAACAUUUUGAGACAAAUGAAAACACAACAUACCAAAACUUAGGGGAUGCAGUAAAAACAGUGCUAUGUGGGGAAUUUAUAGUUGUCAAACUUACAUGAAAAAAGAAGGAAGAUCUCACAUCAGCAAAUUUAUAUCUUAAGUAACUAGAAAAAGAACAAACUGAAGCUAGCAGAAGAGAGGAAAUGAUAAAAAUUAGGGUAGAAAUAAACAAAAAUAAAUAUUGGAAAAAGCAUUAGAGAAAAUCAAGGAAACCAAGAUUUUUUUUUAAUUAACAGAAGUGACAAACUUUUAGCUGAAUUGUCUACAAAAAAAGACUCAUCUGACAUCAGAGAUGAAAGAAGGGACAUUAGCACUAAUUUUACAGAAAUAAAAAGGAUUAUAAGUGAGUACAGGAAGCAGUUGUGAAUCAACAAAUUGGAUUACCUUGAUUAAGUGGGUAAAUUUCUAAGAACACACAAUCUACCCAGACCAAAUCAUGAAGAAGAACAGACCUACAAUUAGUAAGGAGACUGAAAGUGAAAUUCGCUCAGUCAUGUCCGAUCUUUUCCAGCCCCAUGGACUGUAGUCCAUGGAAUCAAGGAGACUGAAGCCAUCUUCGAAACCUCCCACCAGAGAAAAGCCUAGGACCAGACAGCUUCACUGGGAACAGUGCAUUGCGAAGUUCCAAACCAGAUCACAGUCUAUGAGUCCAACCCGCAGAGAAGAUGGACGGAUUAUUACCCCAAAGGAUUGUGAUAUUCAUUUGAAAAAAUCUCCUCUUUCUUUGGAUGACAGUGACAUGGAAACUCGCCUUAAUAGUUGGAAUCUUGGGAUAGAAAACCCUCGAUACCUGAGACAGAAGCCCAUCCCAGUUACUCUGAUGACUCCGAAAUUCAGCCUGAGAAAAUCCAGCAGUCUCCACGAUGACCAGUUACUCUCCCGCAUGCAUGAGAAAGAGUUGGACAUGAAAACAAAGCUGAUGGAAGCUAAAUAUCAUGAAGAGAAGCUUAAAUUGCAGCAGAAACACGAUGCUGAUGUUCAGAAGAUUUUAGAAAGAAAGAAUAAUGAAAUAGAAGAAAUGAAAACUUUAUACAAAAAGAAACAAAGUGAAACCGAGGAGACUAUUAGAAAACUUGAGAAGAAAGUUCAGACCCUUGUCCGAGAAUGCCAGGUUAUCAGAGAGACCAAAGACAACCAGAUCGCAGAGUUAAAAAAGAUAUGUGAGCAGAGCACAGAAUCUCUGAAUAAUGAUUGGGAAAAAAAGCUCCACAACGCUGUAGCAGAAAUGGAAAAGGAAAAGUUUGAACUUCAGAAGCAACACACGGAAAAUAUUCAAGAAUUGCUCGAGGACACAAACGUGCGGCUGAACAAAAUGGAGGGUGAAUACGUGGCGCAGAUGCAGUCCACAAACCAGAUGAUCAAAGAACUGGAGUCCCGUGUCCAGCAGCUGACUGGAGAAGCGGAGAACAGUAAUUUACAGAAACAAAAAUUAAUUCAAGAAAAACUGGAACUGGAGAGAUGUUACCAGAUAACAUGUAAUGAAUUACAAGAAGUAAAGGCAAGGUAUUGUCUGAGGCGCAACACACUGCAUAAAGAGAAAGACCAUCUCAUCAGUGAUUAUGAGCAAAACCUGAAACUAUUACAAACCAAGUAUGAUGCUGAUGUCAACCUUCUGAAAAAGGAACACGCUCUUUCUGCUUCUAAGGCAUCUGGUGUGAUUAAAGAGCUAGAACAGAACGUCUGUCAAUUAAAGCAGCAAUUACAGGAAUCAGAACUUCAGAGAAAGCAGCAGCUCAAGGAUCAAGAAAAUAAGUUUCAAAUGGAGAGAAGUCACUUAAAACGCACCUUUGAGAAAAAGAUUCACGACUUACAGAGUGAACUUGAUAAGGAAAAAGAAGAUGCUCAAAAGAAAAUCCAUAGACUUGAGGAAGCUUUGAAGGAGAAGGAGGAGCAGCUGACCCGCGUGAGCGAGGGGCAGAGGCUCCAGGCCCAGCAGGCGGACGCCGCGCUGGAGGAGUUCAAGCGGCAGGUGGAGCUGAACUCAGAGAAGGUCUACGCGGAGAUGAAGGAGCAGAUGGAAAAGGUGGAAGCAGACCUGACUCGGUCCAAGUCUCUCCGUGAGAAGCAGUCCAAGGAGUUCCUGUGGCAGCUGGAUGACGUCAAGCAGAGAUACGAGCAGCAGAUAGUAGAGCUGAAGCUGGAGCAUGAACAGGAGAAGACGCACCUAUUACAGCAGCAUAACGCGGAGAAGGAGAGCCUAGUCCGAGACCACGAACGGGAAGUCGGGGAUCUGGAGAAUCAGCUCCGCGCUGCCAACAUGGAGCACGAAAAUCAAAUCCAAGAGUCCAAGAAACGAGACUCACAGGUGCUCGCGGACAUGGAGGCGCAGGUGCAUAAGCUGAGAGAGGAGCUGGUCAGCGUGAACUCGCAGCGGAAGCAGCAGCUGGUGGAGCUGGGGCUUCUGCGGGAGGAGGAGAAGCAGAGGGCCACGCGGGACCACGAGGCCGCGGUGAGCAAGCUGAAGGCCGAGUCGGAGAAGAUGAGGCUCGAGCUGAAGAAGACCCACGCCGCCGAGGCGCAGCUGACGCUGGAGAAGGCCAACAGCAGGCUGAAGCAGAUUGAGAAGGAAUACACCCAGAAGCUGGCCAAGUCUUCUCAGGUGAUCGCCGAGCUGCAGGGCACCGUCUCCUCACUGCGCGAGGACAGCAGCCGGCAGCAGCUCGCGGCCGAGCGGCGGCUCCAGGACGUCGUGCGCAAGUUUGAAGACGAGAAGCUGCAGCUGAUCAGAGAGAACGAGCGAGCCGUCCAGGCUUUACGAGAAGAACUGGAAAACCGCUCGAAACAAGUGCGGUCCAUGGAGAAGAAGCUGCAGCAGAAGGAACUGGAGUCACAGGAGCAGAUAACUUACAUACGACAAGAAUAUGAAACAAAAUUUAAAGGGUUGAUGCCGGCAUCUCUAAGACAAGAACUUGAAGACACCAUCUCCUCCCUAAAGUCACAGGUUAACUUCCUGCAGAAGCGGGCGUCUGUCCUACAGGACGAGCUGACCGCCUACCAAAGCAGAAGGUGACCAUGUGGAGACCCCCCGGGUCACCCCGGAGAGAGCGGUGGAUCCAGCCAUCCCAGCCGCGCUGCAGAUUUCUUCCAGCAGGUUUGAAGAUUCGGAUAUUGUUAAGUAAACUGUGAGACCAGUGGCAUUUUUUGAUACUUAAAUUUAAUUAAGAUCAUAAAAACAUCCAUCACUCAUACACCAAUGGCUGGUUUUGUGUUUUUGCCUAUUUUUUUUAACAUUCCUUUAUUUCCUCUUUCCAUAUUUGUGUGCAUUUGAGUGUGUCUUGAGAAUUGCUGAUUUGGGGGAAAGAAAUGAUUUGUCGCAAUGCCUCGUGGAUGCUUUUGCAUAGAAUUUUACCAUUUGCCGCUGCUCCAAAUCACAUUUGUAGCAUCAUAUCAAUAUUUUUAACAUGUUUGCAUUAUCUUCAUGUUCAUAUAUUAUUAAAAUAUUAUUUUGUACUUA